Exophiala xenobiotica is the source of this 1687-nucleotide messenger RNA. RefSeq lists its product as uncharacterized. Gene Ontology annotation, molecular function: nucleotide binding. The coding region runs from base 7 to 1245 and encodes 412 amino acids. The record is from RefSeq and is a predicted model, not a curated record. The transcript has a single exon. NCBI's taxonomy places the organism in Eukaryota, Fungi, Ascomycota, Eurotiomycetes, Chaetothyriales, Herpotrichiellaceae.
CGUUUGAUGCCGCUGGCUCGACCCGUUUCUGCAGUAAGAAGCCGCAGAGGGAUAUCUCAUCGAGGUACCAUUCAGGUGCAAAAGCAGCCGUCGAGCCGUACAUCUAUCUGCAUCGCACUUCACCGCCUCACAGAUAUGACCCCAAUACGAGUAGGAAUUGUUGGGCUGUCCAGCAAGCCAGGUGCCUGGGCAACACUUGCUCAUCUGCCUCGACUCGCCUCAUCGCCAAAUUAUGAGAUUGUAGCAUUAUGCAACUCAUCCUUGGAAUCAACAAAAGCCGCCAUCAAAGCACAUAAUCUGCCUGCGACGACCAAGGCUUAUGACAGCUAUGAAGCGCUGGCCGGUGAUCCUGAUGUUGACCUGUAUGUCGUCUCCACUCGAGCCGACACUCACUAUGCUGUCGCAAUGCCAGCCCUGAAAGCAGGACGCAACGUCUUUGUGGAAUGGCCACUGGCUGCAACCACCGAGCAGGCAAAGGAGAUGGCCGCUUUGGCAAAACAAAAGAACCUCAAAACGAUCAUUGGCCUCCAAGGUCGAAUGUCACCAAGCGUAAGGAAAGUCAAGGAAUUGAUCGACUCGGGAGCCUUGGGCGAAAUCCACAGCGUCAACUAUCACGGAGCCAUCCACGUCUGGCAGAAUAAUGCAGCAAGUGACCGAUACUACUACUUCAUGAACCGGAAAAUCGGUGGCAACCUGCUGACAAUAUAUGGAGGUCAUGUCCUCGACUCCAUCUUUUAUGCUGUAGGGGAACUGAAGCCGGGCAGCUACACGCCGAUGGCAGUGAACUUGAGGCCAAGAAUGCAUGUAAUGGAAUCCGAUGGGUCGCUGUCGGAGGAACUCUACGAGAAGAACACACCGGAUCAGAUCCUUCUGCAAGGGCGGUUUGACAGAAACCCUCCGGCAGUGUUCAGCUUUCAUCUCAGAGCUGGAGACAGGUUCAUCGGGUGUCCAGGGUCGACAUGGAAAAUAUAUGGAACGAAGGGAGAAUUGGCGGUCGAAUUUGCCAGCGCCGGACCACAAAUGGCCAAGGCUGUCAGUAUCCGGUUUUCCAACUCCGAGAAAGGGGAAAUCGAGGAUAUCGAGGUCGACGAGGGUGGUGAAGAAUGGACAAAGAUGCCGACACAAGGCCAGAAUAUCGGUCGAUUAUAUGAAGCAUAUGCCGAGGGCCAGCCUUACGGAGAUUUUGAUCUUGCUGUGGAAAGGCACGAGUUGAUCGACGAGUUCUGGGCGAGCUUCACACAGUAACUAGCGAGUGUACUCGUACUCGCGUGAAUGUGAAAGGAAAAGGUUCGGCCAAACAGGGCUAGACGACAAGCAAGAACCUUUGGAAAGAUCCGGUGGUCUGAGGCACCAGGCGAGCCGGCUUCUCCGCCUGGGAAAGGCAUGCAUGAUGUUACAUGAUGUUGACAUGAGCCUGAGCUUCUGCUAGCUGAGUGACGAUAGAUACUGCAAGUUGGUGCGUGUGCGUGGUCAUCAUACCCGACUAUCUGCGUCGCUCCCGUUCUUCCGGAGAGUCCAGCCAACGUCAUAGUGAUCCGGGGAUUGCUUGAUUGCUGAGGAGAAGCCCGAGCUAAGCAUCUCUUGGUAGAUAGCAUCAGUGGCUGACCGAAGAACAGUGAACACUUAUACAGUAGGCACAGAAGACAAAAGACCAUAACAAAACCAUCUCGGUAAAGCGGAUAUUGAA